AUGCCUGCGUGGCUCGUCGAUACUAUCAACCGAGGCCGCUCAACUGGUGCCGCCCCUUCGAUCGCCGUCCCGGACAGUGCCCCACCGGGCCCCGCUGUCGACGGCUGUGGCGAAGUUGACCAGAAUCUAGCAUCAGAAGAUGAGCCGGUCCAGCCAACCAGGCCGGUCGAGUUGGUUGCGGCGGGUGCGAAGCCUGUGCCAUUUUUGCAAGAUGGCUCGCUCGUGCGAGAGCUCCAGAAGCUGUUAAAGGAGAAGGCGAACGAUUCGUCGAGCACGUACGGCAGCUCGCUCCCCCACGGUCUAUAUGGUACAUUUUACUGCUUCCGCACAACCGGGCCCAGGACGUGCUUCUUCGGACGCGAACACUCCGGCAGUAAUAAUUUCAACCUCCUGAAGCGCGGGCGCGACGUAUUCUACCGCUGCCAUGGUGAUCUUUGUUCCCACGAGCCGGUAAGAAAGCUGGGCGAGCUGACCCUAGAGGCUGGGCUCCAAGACGCUACCAACGAAGCGGUCUCCCCCCAGGAUCAGAUGAACCUCUUUAGGAAGUACCGGGAACAAGGUAAGAGCCAAUUUCUCGCCUUUGUUGCCGAAGUCGCCAGGGACGGAAAUGGAGAGCCUUUUGCAGGUCUGGCCAAGAUCUUCAGCCACAUCUACAAGAUCGAAGGCCGCAUAUUGAAUACGGGAGAUAGGAAGACCUUUUUCUACUGGGAUGGCCGCGGUUGGGUGGAGGACACAUGUAAUAAGGUCUUGAGCGUCUUUGCGGCUCAGAUGGGUGCCCUCUUGAGCUGGUACGGGAUGGAAUUUGUGGUACUUUUCAAGAAGCUCUUUGCUGACAAGCUGUGCGAAUCGAAUCCAGGUCUCAAGGAUCUCGAUCAAGCGACAUUGCAAAAACACGUGCAAGAUCCAAAAAACAAGCUCCUCAGGGACGAAUGCAAGCAGCUCGCAGGGAAUAUACUCCCGGAGAUUAGAUUCAACGUGCAGGAUCCGACAAUUGUCAAGAAGUGCCUUCACUACGUCGUAACGGACCUCUACGUCUCCGAUCUGUCGUCGCACAUGAACGAGAAUCCAUUGCUCGUGAAUUUUCAAAACGGUGUCGGAUACAUCCCCACGGGCGAACUCAUGAAGCCGCACCCGUCGCACCUCUGCAGCCUCGUCGCAGGAGGCGAAUACCAUGCCAAACCUACCGGAACACGAUCCAAGUUUAAGGAAUUCCUGCUGGAUAUCGCGAAUAACGACGAGGAUGUCGUGCGCUGGAAGAUUCUUUAUUUGGGGUACGGUAUGUCCGGAUAUACGGACGAGGAGAUCGUCAAUUUCUGGUGGGGCGAGGGGGGGAACGGGAAGGGAGCUUUGAAGCAGGCCAUACUCGCAGCUUGGGGCGAGUAUGCAAUCAUCUGCUCGAAGCACAUAUUCAUGAAGACGAAAGACGACACUGCGAGUGCUGCAAGCAGCCAUCUGGCUCAAUUGAAAGGCGUUCGCUUCGGCCUUGCGGACGAAUUGGACGAUGGCCAGACCAUCAACGCAGCCACGAUCAAGGAGCAGACGGGAGGGGGGAAGAUAUCGGCUCGAGAGUUAUUCGAGAAGAUGAAGAAUUUCAUCCCGACCCACAAGCUGGUUCUGCUGACGAACAAUAAGCCUCGUAUCCCCGUGGAAGAGGUGAAUGCGGGCCUUCUCCGGAGGAUCGUUCUAGAGCCGUACUUGAAUCAAUACGUGGAGGACUCUGAGUAUAACCCAAACAUUCCACACCACCGAAGGGCAGACGUCGGUCUGAAGAUGUAUCUCGAAUCGAAAGAAGGCAUCGAGGACGUCAUCCGAGUCGCAUUCGAGGGCGCACGGGACUGGUACAAGAUACGAACAGCCAAAGAGCUAGAUGAAAGAAAGGCAACGGCCGAGAGAGAGACGAGAGAGUGGCAAGAGGCAAGGUUGGAGGAGCUCUGA
Molecule: messenger RNA, 1935 nt
Organism: Klebsormidium nitens
Lineage: Eukaryota; Viridiplantae; Streptophyta; Klebsormidiophyceae; Klebsormidiales; Klebsormidiaceae
Source: the annotation of a GenBank genome assembly